AUGGCGAGCAGGAAAAGGAGAAGUGACAGCGAGGCAAAAGUUGAAGCCAAAAGACGCUUUGAUUUCUUGAUCAAUUCCCGUAGAUCUGAAUGUCUCUCAGAGAACAGUAAACUGGCCUUGCAGGAUGCUGUCUUCCAGUUGAUAGCUCACCAUCAAGACGUGGAUGGACUAUUGGCUGAGUGUGAUGAUCAUGGCAGAGCCCAGACUGGCCAUAAGGAAAAAGGAGCCCUGCCUGAUAGUGUUGAUGAAAAUCUGUCUUCUCGGAAUGAUCCAUCCUCCAUGACAGUUUUCAGUUUGACUAGUUUAAUCAGGGACAAGUCUAGGAUUCUGAACUCACCUGUAUCUGUUGUUGCUCCUAACGUCUGUGCUGGGAAGCUGACAGACAUGGUGGGGAAGAGGCGAGUUUUUAAGACAGGAAAUGAGACAGCCAAGCGUACCCCUGGGGGACUGACAUCAACUGAUAAGAAGCAGUGUCUAAUAAUAGUGAAGACAGCUGAAGAAUUUGUGAGGAAGGACAGUUUUAAUCAGCUGCAUUUUACAAAGCUUAUAUGUAAAGAGGAUUACCUGCCCUUGUUUGUGACCUGGCAGCUGCACAGCUCCGGAGUGAUGCCCUUGGAUAUGUUCCUAGUAGAGUACGGAUACAGUAAACUCUUGGCAACAGUCUGUUCAAACCUGCGUCUGAUAGGAGAUUUUCAGCUUCCUAGUUUCAAAGGAUUUAGUGAAAGUAAUGAAGAUAGCUCAGGUGUGAGAAAGAUAAGUGUUGCUGUACUGGAACUAUGGCUCUCAGAUAUUGUGGAUUCUGUCACUCAUCCAAUCACAGAAGCACCUGACAGCAAGAAACCAGGGAUGGAAACACCAGUUCAGAUCCAGACUGAGGUCAGCGAGACUAACCACAGCUUUAUCAACCUUCUGAUGUCAUCAAAACAACUCUGCCAAAGCACUUUGAAGAGAUUUUCUACCCACCUUAUUUACCAUUUGGUGAAACAAGGAUCUGACUUGAAAGUAUCAGAGGCUAUACAGAAUCAACACCAGUGGACGUAUGCAAAGUCCACCAGAAUUCUUAACAUCUCUUAUAAAACAGAUUUGUUAAAAGAGCUUCUGGGAAGGGCUAUGGAGAACUGUGAGACUCUUCAGCUGACCGGUGUUUUCCUGUUGGCAAGACAGGCCUGCCUGGAGGGACCUCAUAUUUUCCCACCAUACAGGAACUGGUUCUCUAUCACAUUUGGAGACUCCAAAUCUCCAGCGAACAACAGGAAGACAUUCUUGUUCUUGAUGAAGUUUUUAUCUGAUAUUGUUCCAUUUGAGACGUCUCAACAUUUGAAGGUGCACAUUCUGAAGCCACCGUUUGUACCCUCCAAGUGUAGAGAGGUUCUAUCAGAUUACCUGACGCUGGCUAGAACUAGGCUAGCUGACCUCAAGGACCCUAUUGACUCCGGAGGUGUGGGGGAUACAGCAGCACCUGGGACCAGCUCUGACAAGGCACAGAAACUGGAAAAUGAGAUAGAGAAGGCUUUGGCGGUGUUUGACAGUUCAGGGAAAAUCCCCCCCUCUAUCAUUGAAGCCAGCAUCUUCAGAAAACCAUACUAUCUGGGAAGAUUUCUUCCUGUGUUGCUCCAGCCCAGACCUCUACCAGAUAUUCCUGAUAGACGAAUGAAGCUCAUAGAGGAAUUAAAAAGGGCUGAGAAACUCCCCGUUUCGAUGUACACCAGCUAUGUGAAGGCCUGUGAAAAAGAGAAAUCUCAACUUCUGGAAGGGCUGUACAUAGAUGAUGAUGACUCCAUGGAGGACGCUCUCUUACAGCCCAUGGAUCAGCUGAAAUACAAACUUAACCAGCUGCUGGAGACUCUGAGCCAGUCCAAAGGGGAGAGCACCCAAACAGGCUGGAAAGACAUGCUUUCCCAUGUCUCAGAGAAGCUGGAUGUUGUGUUAGCCAUCCAGGGGAAAGAGGCAGGGGAGGUUGCUCAGACAUGCAGUUUUCUCUUUUCUAACUGUCCACAGCUCACCCACAGCAAUUUACAGGUAGUAGACGCCCUGCUGAACACAGUCUGCAGGAUGGUUGUCCAGGGUGGUAAACACCUCACAGUGCUGGCUGAUAGCUUGCUAGCCCUAGUGAAGAUGCUGUCCCACCACCCUACCAUCUACCCAGCCCUAGUGGUAAGGGUGUACAAGCUGAUUACAGAACAGGGCCUUAGAUUGGAAUCUCAUCAUAUUUUUGGGAUUACUGCCUUAUUAGUUUGUCUAGGAGCCACCUCAGACCUGUGGCCACCGAUCAGUGUGUAUGACAAAAACAUGUCAGCUCAUGAUCUUGUUCAGCACCUGAGUGGUCAGUUGUAUCACCACACUAGCCAAUGGAUGAUGUUUUCUCUGAGGUUCUGUACAUCAUACCUGCGACAUAGCUUCUGCCUGUUCUCAGCCACUAGUGUUGUAUGGGGAAGUGAUACCUGUGCCUUUGUCCCAAAGUUCUGUACAUCAUACCUGCGACAUAGCUUCUGCCUGUUCUCAACCACUAGUGUUGUAGGGGGAAGUGAUACCUGUGCCUUUGUCCCUAAGUCUCUAGUGCGAAAGUUCACCUACCUGAACAGCCGACUGUUUCCAGACAUUGAACAUGAGCGUUGGGGUUCAGGAGAGAUGUUACUUAGUGGGUGGGAGGUUGACCACCCACAUCUGCUGUCCAUGGAUGUAUCUCAGUCUAUAUUCAGGUCCAAAGUGUUCCAGGACCUGCUCACACAUUGUCAGUUGAGCUUUGUGGAUUGGAUCAGAUUGGAGCUGAAUGCUGCUGCAGCUUCAGAUUGUUUGUCCGAAACAGACAGGUAUAACUAUUAUCUCCACAUGACACACGAUGUAUAUAUUCCUCGGGAAGUCUCUGAAGGAGGAUGUGGUCAGUCGUACGCUGAGGCCUGCUUCCAUCUGCUCACAAGUAUUGUACACAACAGCAGUUGUGGUGUGAGAAAUCUUACUGCAUGCCCCCAAUGUCUGCGUGAGGAUUUGAAAGGCUUCUCAGGGCACAGCAACAGGGAAGCAAUGCUGAGGCUGUUACAGAAUUUGAGCAUGUUCUUGGUAAACAAAGAUUGUCAGGGAGAGCAGACAGUUGACGGAGAUGGUAGCAGCACUGUUACAUUACCAUGGUUACUACAGGCCAUGCGCAGACUGACCAAUGAGAUCAAAGAGGGUGAAGGACAGGAUCUGCAAAUUUUGCUACAAGACUUCUUUAGCAUAGCACUAAGCCUUACUCCCAGCCUCUUCUUCACCAACAACUUGUCUGAGGUGUGUGAAGGUCACCUCCAGGGGGCAGGACAUGUCAUCAACACCAUCCUGAAGGACCACAUGACAGAAGGAUGCUGUUUGCCGUUCCAUCUCAUUGCCUAUCUGCUUCAGGGGCUGUGUGCUGUGUCGGGCUGUGCGACCGUCAGAUUUCACGUCUUGAGGCUGUUAGACAGAUGUCCAACCCUGGUAUCUUCCUUACUAUUCCACUGGAAGCGCCUUGGUCACAUCACCCAGCUGUUCCUGGAGAGCUGUCAGGCAGGCACUCAGACGACAGUGGUACGCGCUCGAACAUGGGCCAUCGGCUGCUUUGAAGGGAUUGUGUCAGGGAUCAGUGGUCAGCCAGAGUGGCUGUGCGGAACAGCUCUUGUCGCCAUGGCAUUAGAAAGACAGUGUCAGCCUCAGGGUCGUAUCAUACACCAGAUCCUGCAGAUUUGUCCUCAGGUGCUGUCUCCCCUUGCUGAGUGCCUAACUCACUGUCUCACCUGGUCACAUUUGUUCGCAAACAAGGCACAGGCCAGACGGAGAUUAGACCAGUGUUUGCUGGAAGACACUUUGUUACAAGUCGUUGCUGUUCAGCCAGUUAUAAUCAGUUAUAUAUGUUCAGACGAAAGGGAAUCCUUCCUAACAAAAAAUCUGAUUGGUCCAGGGUUGAACAAGCUCAAGUCAGCAACGUUACUCAAGCUGAUGACAAAAUUAGAAAAAAAGAAAAUGGCUGAAAUAUUUGAAAGAUUCAGCGAGGCUGUGGCAUCAUCUCUGUUACGUCUCCAUGUUUCUGUAGGACAGCUCUAUGACAGCAUGGAACCAUCUCCUAGGAGUGACACCUCAGAGAUCUACCUGCCCAUCAAUUUGAAGGAUACGCAUCUCCUGCGGUCACACCUUAUGCAUGCCCUGGAACACUUGACUGUGGCUGAUUUAGCAAAACUGGACCAGGCACUGAUCCAAACAUGUGACCCAGUUAUCAGGGCUGUCAUCAGCAGGAGACAAGCCCAGAGAUGAGAAGUGGAUUAUAGAGACAAGCAGGGAUGAGCAAUGAAUCACAGGGAUGAGCAAUGAAUCACAGAGGCCAACAGUGAAUUACAGGGAUGAGCAAUGAAUCACAGACAAGCAGCGAAACACAGGGAUGAGCAAUGAAUCACAGAGACAAGCAGUGAUUCACAGAGAUGAGCAAUGAAUCACAGAGGCCAACAGUGAAUCACAGGGAUGAGCAAUAAAUCACAGAGGUGAACAGUGAAUCACAGGGAUGAGCAAUAAAUCACAGGGAUGAGCAAUGAAUCACAGAGGUGAACAGUGAAUCACAGGGGUGAGCAAUAAAUCACAGGGAUGAGCAAUGAAUCACAGAGAAGAGGAGUGAAUCACAGAGAUGAGCAAUGAAUCACAGGGAUGAGCAAUGAACAGAGAAGAGGAGUGAAUCACAGAGACAAGCAGUGAAUCACAGGUAUGAGCAUUGAAUCACAGGGAUGUGCAAUAAAUCACAGGGAUGUGCAAUAAAUCACAGGGAUGAGCAGUGAAUCACAGGGAUGAGCAAUAAAUCACAGAAGAGUACUGAAUCACAGGGAUGAGAAAUGAAUCACAGAGAAGAGGAGUGAAUCACAGAAAUGAGCAAUGAAUCACAGGGAUGAACAAUGAAUCACAGCGAUGAGCAGUAAAUCACCAGGAUGAGCAAUGAAUUACAGACGUGAACAGUGAAUCACAGUGAUGAGCAAUGAAUAACAGGGAUAAGCAAUGAAUCAGAGAAAAGCAGUGAAUCACAGGGAUGAGCAAUGAAUCACAGGGAUGAGCAAUAAAUCACAGAGAAGAGCAAUGAAUCACAGGGAUGUGCAUUGAAUCACAGGGAUGUGCAAUGAAUCAGAGACAAGCAGUGAAUCACAGGGAUGAGCAAUGAAUCAGAGACAAGCAGUGAAUCGCAGGUAUGAGCAAUAAAUCACAGAGACAAGCAGUGAAUCACAGGGAUGAGCAAUGAAUCACAGGGAUGAGCAAUAAAUCGCAGAGAAGAGCUGUGAAUCACAGAGAAGAGCUGUGAAUCACAGUGAUGAGCAGUGAAUCACGGAGGUGAACAGUGAAUCAGAUAGAUGAGCAAUCUAUCUGAGAUGAGCAAUAAAUCACAGAAAUGAGUAGUGAAUCAUAGAAUUGAGCAAUGAAUCAGAUGGGUGAGAGGUCAGCAGUGAGUUAGCCAUGGAGAUGAGCAGUGAAUCACAGAAGUGAGCAAUGAAUCACAAGGGCAAACAGUGAAUCAUAGAAGCAAACAGUGAAUCACACAGGCGAACAAUGAAUCACAGAGGUGAGCUGUAAAUCAUAGGGGUGAAUGGUGAAUCGCAGCGGUGAGGAGUGAAUCACAGAGAUGAGCAGUGGCUUACAGGGGUGAAUGGUGAACCAUAGAGGCGUGCUGCGAAUCACAGGGGUGAAUAGUGAAUCAUAGGAGUGAGCAGUGAAUCACAGAGGUAAGCAGCUGUCUUGAGCUUAUGUGUUGUGACCGAAGUUACAACAGGUGUGUCACACCAAACUGACCAGCAUGUUUCCAAAGUUGAGAGAACAAAGAUUUUUGUAAUGGGGUGUUCUGUUUAUGUACAUGGACAGGCUCAAUAAAGCUUAGUUUGCCUAAAUACAUACAGUUUGUACAGUUUUUAGCAUUUUCAUGUGGUGGGAUAACUGUCUUGGACUGAGAUGUGUUGUAUUCAAAUGCUAAUAGGCAAAUGUUGUGUUCUGUUUGUAAGGCUGAUAGCUUUGACGGUAAGACCCUGUGUGAAAAUGACUAACCUGAUGUCUUAAUCAAAAAGAAAGGUCAGCAAAGAUGAAGGAGCUUUCUGUCAGA
This is a messenger RNA of Liolophura sinensis, 6073 nucleotides long. RefSeq names its product Fanconi anemia group A protein-like. Gene Ontology annotation, cellular component: Fanconi anaemia nuclear complex. The transcript is spliced from 40 exons. The coding region runs from base 1 to 4260 and encodes 1419 amino acids. Gene Ontology annotation, biological process: interstrand cross-link repair. Lineage: Eukaryota; Metazoa; Mollusca; Polyplacophora; Chitonida; Chitonidae. The record is from RefSeq and is a predicted model, not a curated record.